CACGAUCUACAUUUUUGUUAAAUAAAUUUGUUCUUUCAAGUUGUAUGUAGAAUUUAAAUUUACUUUCUCGUAGUUUUCCAUCGAAAUUGAGAAAAAUAUUAAGGAAUAAUAUUAAUUUAUUUUAUUCCGUCUAUAAGAUGAGUUUACUAUUAUAUCCAUUGGGUCUCUACUACUUACUUGCACCAUCGUCAGAGAAUUCAAAAAAUAAUAAUUCACAUAAAAUACUGAUGAGUACAGUUCAGGUAGUAAACGUCACGAAUACAACAUGCAACAUUUUUUGGAAUAAACCUAUAGAUGGUGAUGAAAACCUAAGUUAUGAUAUAGUUGUAAUUAAGGAUGGAGAGAAUUUGACUGCUUUCUCUCACACAACUUCUGAUACGGAAAUAUCUUUUAGAAUUCCAUACCUUGAACCUGGUUCUAAAUAUAAAAUUAUCGUGAUAUCUAAAAUUGACAACAAAGAGAUCACUAAAAACUCUACGGAUUGCAUUACUAUGCCUGAAAUAGAUGUACCUAAAAAUCACUCAUCAUGCCUAAACCGUUAGCAGAAUUCAAUUUUUACUAUAGUCAAGGAAAAACUUUAAACAUAAAUGCUAUCGUUUUUAACAUUUUAUUUAAUGUAUUAUUCUUGAUUUUUGAAUAAAUAUUCUUAUCUGAGAACAUA
Leptopilina heterotoma is the source of this 661-nucleotide messenger RNA. RefSeq lists its product as uncharacterized. The transcript has 4 exons. The coding region runs from base 138 to 542 and encodes 134 amino acids. Lineage: Eukaryota; Metazoa; Arthropoda; Insecta; Hymenoptera; Figitidae. The record is from RefSeq and is a predicted model, not a curated record. Gene Ontology annotation, molecular function: protein binding.